Messenger RNA from Ectocarpus siliculosus, 1383 nucleotides. The record is from the annotation of a GenBank genome assembly. Lineage: Eukaryota; Phaeophyceae; Ectocarpales; Ectocarpaceae.
AUGGCACCGAAGAGGCAGAACGCAGAGCUAGAGCGAUUGCGGCUGGCUUGUAACGUCGACUCCACGGAAACCAUUACCAAAGCCCAAGAGAUUCUACGGCGAAUGGACACCAAGUGCAGGCCCGGGACCCUGGGGCGGGGCGACCUCUUUCGGACUUGCAUCGCCUUCGACUUGGCCUGUCGCGCCCUCAACUGCCCCGUUCCGCAGAAGACCGCGGUAAAGCUCUGCGGCGCGCCUUCGGAAAGCGUCUACGUCGCUGCGCUCGGCACGGCACAGAGGCUGCUAGGGGUGCAGCGGCGGUACACGUGCAAGGAGAUAGCCGAAAGCGUGGGAGACAAGAGCGCGGGCAUGAAGGCCGCCGUGGAACUCAAGCGAUACAAGGAGCGGUUCCUAGCCUCGUACCCCGUGAGACAGGUCUCAGGCAUCGACCUCGACGGUACGGUGUACGCAGUGGCCGCCUUCUACCUGUGCGCCAAGAAGCUCAAGCAUCCGGUGGACAAGCAGCGCCUCUUGGACCUGUCGCUAGUAAGAGAGGACGAGUUUAUGGCCGUCUGCCGCAGCAUGCUGGACCUGUGCUACAGCACCCUCGGCGUGUCGGUGAGCGACAAGCCGACCGCCGAACGACUCUCACGAUUCCAGAAAGCGGCGGCCCUCAACAACAAAAACAACGGUAGCUCGUCAGCACCAUCAGGCGUGAAGGACGAACAACGCCCCCAAGGGUCCGCUGCCCAAGGCCCCGCUCGUUCUGCCACGCUCGCCUCCUCGGGCCCUCAGCGCCGAAACGGCGGCGGUUUCGCCGCCUCCGGGAACCGGCGGCGGAUCCCUCUGUCAGGGGGGAGGGAGCGAUUAGGGGCGCCGGGAAGCCACGUCACGGCGCUGGCGAGGAGCAUCCAGGCGGCGACGCAGCGGAAGCGGCACGGGGGCAUGACGGUCGCCCCGUUGGAACCGGGCGGAAGCAACGAGGCGAGCGACUCCCUCAACGACAGGACCCACCACCGCCCCGCCACCAAGCGUCCGCGUCCCACCGCCGAUGCCACCGAAGCCGCCGCCGCCCCCCCUGCCGAGCCCGCCGGCGGCGGACCCGAGCCACACGACAGCGCCGCCUGUUCUUCUGCCACCGUUCCCGCCAGGUGCACCGCCCCCGCCCCGCCGAGAGCCGCUGUCUGCAACCCGCACGCCACCGCUGCUACCGCAUCUCCUGCUGCCGCCGUCGCGGCCACGGGAAAGGAAGCGGGGGAAGAGGAAGGGCGGGGGGGGACGGCAGCCGGCGAGGGGGGUGUGUGGGCGGGACUGGACCCAGGGCGGGGGGCGAAGGGCCACGGGGGGAUGAGGAGUACACAGCGUGGAAGCAGAGGGUGUUGGCUUCCAUGGAGAACCGGAUGA